AACACUAAAUGCAGUUGAGGCGGAGAUGACGAGGAAGAAGAUGCCAAAACACUGUAAGGCCGUUUGAGUCGGCAUUUAAACAUCAAUUGGUAAUGCUCCAAAUUUGCAACUUUGAUAACAUGUGCUGUUAAGAAUCAUGUAAACAUCUGCAAUGUCUCCACCAGAGCAUCUCGAGAUGAGCCCAUGGGGCUUGUCUGAGUUUUUGGUCCAGAGGAGGCUGCUUGGUUUUGGGGCGCUACUGGCCUGGAUGGUCUUGUUCCACCUGCUGGUCAACGUUUGGCUCCUCUGUGUCUUCACAAGCCUCUUAGUGGUCUUAGGUGGUUGGCUUGGUUCCCAGGCUGUCCUGGACUCAGACAGCGUUAUUCAUCUGGAGCGCUUUGCUAGGCUGGAGGAGAUCCCGCAUAAUGCCGAGAGCGAGCAACAACUGGAAGAUGAGAUCCAGAAGACAGUUGCCAAGAUCAUACGUGACUUUGUCACCUCGUGGUACUGCACCAUUUCCAGAGAAAAAGAGUUUGAGGAUGAGGUGCACAAUGCCAUGAUCUCCAUUGCGAUGGAGCUGAAGGGUCGAGCUGCAAGAGUUGACAGGAAAGCUUUAUCCCAGAGGGUUUUAGACCUAUCUGGAUGCCACCUUCAGUGUUAUUUGAGUGCCAAGGAAGCAGUUAAACAUCAAGAGGUGAACAAAGAUGGAGAUCUCUGGGAGGCGUACAGCAAACUCUGCCCUCAUCAUCCCGCCCUUCAGAGCUCUGCUGUCGAGGUGAAUUACGUACGGGCCAUUGUAGACCUGCUUCUCCAUGUUCUUGUACCUCCUCCACAUUUAGAAACCAGAACAGGUCGAUUUGUGGUGGGUGAACUUAUCACAUGCAAUGUUCUGCUGCCUUUAAUUGCAAAACUGUCCGACCCAGACUGGCUAAACAUGUUGAUUGUAAGCAUCUUCAGUAAAUCCAGUGAACCAGCCCCAGAGCCAGAACAAGUAGAAGUUCAAGCUCCACCACAAGUUGCAUCUGAUCAAGAAAACGCACUGAAAGAACUUGAAAUUCCUUGCGUUCUGACCCUAAAAGUCACCCCAGAGACCCCCACAGCAAUGGAAGCCCCAACGCCAGAACUUGCCGUUUACGAUGUCAUUGACUCCACUGAUCUUUAUUCUCCACACAACCUGGAGGAAGAUGAGCUACGGUUGACUAAACCAUUUCCAUUGGGGUUUAGCCCCAGGGAUUAUCUGAGGCUCGACAAGUCCAAUCCUUUCUAUCAAGAAAACGACUCCGAUUUGGAUUCUCCUCUAACGGACUUCAAGCGAAGCUCCCUAGAAUCACUGGUUCUGAUUGGUUCAGAGGAGACCCUUUCAGAAAGACUGGCAGAAUGCACCACUCCAGUUGAUGCUGUGUUAGACCUCGAGGAUGAACAUUCAACAUACACCAAUACGACAGAGAAGGAGCUAUCAGUACAUUCCACCUGUGUGCCUGAGGAAGAAGCAUCAAGCUUCUGCUCUCUCCCGCAGUUGGAGAAGAGCAACCCGAGUGCAGACCACCCAGGCCUGGUGAACCCCUGUGAGCUGGCUUUGACUGCACCCGUCCAGGAUUCUUCCCCAGCUGGGAUGGCAUCCCUGGCACCUUUCAGCUUCGAGCCCCUUAGCAGCCCAGAGGGUCCGGUCAUUAUCCAGAACCUCCGCAUCACUGGCACCAUCACUGCCAAGGAGCACCGAGGCACUGGCUCACAUCCCUACACUCUCUACACUGUAAAGUAUGAGACAGCCAUGGACACUGAGAAUCCUGAAGCUCUGCAGCCCAUGGCCUAUCACACUGUCAACCGACGCUACAGCGAAUUCCUCAACCUUCAGACCCGUUUGGAGGAGAAACCAGAGUUACGCAAGAUUCUUAAAAAUGUGAAAGGACCAAAGAAAAUAUUUCCUGAGCUUCCAUUUGGAAACAUGGACAGUGACAAAGUCGAGGCCAGGAAAAGUCUUUUGGAAACAUUCCUUAGACAACUUUGUGCUAUUCCUGAAACGGCCAACAGUGAGGAAAUGCAAGAAUUUCUCGCUCUAAACACUGAUGCAAGAAUUGCCUUCGUGAAGAAGCCCUUCAUUGUUUCACGCAUAGACAGGAUUGUGGUGAACGCUAUAGUGGACACCCUGAAGACGGCCUUCCCUCGCUCAGAACCACAAAGCCCUACUGAUGAAAUUGACGGAGAUCCUGAUGGGAAACUGUCCACUGACAAGAAAUCCAAGUCUAGAAUGAGGUUCUCUAGUAAAAUUGCCCCUGCUCUCAAUGUGUCAGACAUGAAACCCAAAGUGAUUUACUGCUUUGAUGAAAGCAGCUCUGUUUUCAAUGGCUUCUCGUUAAAUGAGUUUGAGAGCUUCAUCUCAGACAAGGAGCGUUUAGAGGGUAAAGCAGGGUUUGAUCCUGAUGCAGAGAGAAGUGGAGGCCCAGGACCUAAAGGGGAUAUGAGAACAUGCACAUGUGCCAGAGCACAGCUACAGAAUGCACCUGCCAUCAGUGACUCUGCUAGUGAGACACCUCUAUCUGACCAGGCCCUGAAUAUCCUGUGUGUGCUCAUGAAGGAUCAGUGGAGCUGGCUUUGCACAGAGAACAUCCAGAGGACCAUCAGAAUGCUGUUUGGGACCCUCAUUGAAAGGUGGCUGGAGGUGGGUGUGGUUAACCUAACCUGUACGCAGUAUUGGGUGGUUUAUCUGCGGGUGCUUCAGGAGGCCAUCUGGCCUGGAGGAAGUCUGCCAGCUCAACCCAGACCCCAUUGCAGCCAGCAGCAGAAACAGGAGAGCAGACAGCAGGCUCUGCAGUGCCUUAUGAAACUACUGCCAGAUCUGAUGUCUGAUAUUCUGGGGUCUGAGAAGUACAAGAUGUCUUGGCAGAUGGUUGUUGAUUCUUUUCAGGACCCCACAAUAAACAGGCAUCUUGUGUACUGCAUCUGGGAUCUGCUUAUCGAGUUUCUUGUCCCUGAGGCAUCUGAUGGGGACUUUCAGAAAACACUUCUGCACAGCCUGUCCAAAAACGCUGAGAAGCUGCCACCAUAAGUGUGCUGGGGUGGACUGGACUCUUAAAAUCACUUGCCUGCAUACAUGCGUGUCUCAUACAAACAUGUGAUAGGUUAAAAUAUUAGGUGGAAAUACAGGCAGGAACAUGUGAUCAAGAAAGUGUGGAUUUGGAUUGAUGACAGCCUGUGUCUGGCACUGAUUUGCUCUCCCUGUUUCUGGGACACACUGCGCAGAUCCGUGCAGGCAUUGAUUAAUGGCCACCUGUUUUGUGUUUUAUCAAACCACAAGUCCAAUCUCUAAAGCCUGAAAUACCGGAUCUGAUUUAGUCGCAAGUUCUCCAACUUUUAUCCACCUUGUUCCCACUUCAGCUUUGGACAAAGCUCUUACAGAUGGACUGCGCAGAUCAUUUCUGCCACUUCCUAUUAUGUGUUUCCGGCCUCUCAGUCUUGAUAUACCUUGAGUUUACACACAUUCCCUUCUUGUGCACUUGUGCAAUCGAUAAUUUUGCUUCACACCUUCUUCAGAGAUGCUUUAGAGGCUGUAUCGGCCUUAUCUCUAAGAUGAAGCCUAUUUUUCCACAAGAUUCCUCUUUAAGUAUGAAAUUCGUCACAUCUGCGUCUGGUGUCACAGUAAGGCUGUAAAUGCAUUGUGUGCUAUCAGCUAGCUUGUGAAGCCUUUAAAUGUAAUGUCUCUAUCCACAGCCUCUAAUUAAGGGGUUUGAUGCUGACAUAAAGCCUUUACAGAAAAAAGGUCAUAUUGAUUCAGCAAAAACGGCCAGUUUUUUCCUGUAUCACCUUUUUUUUGUGUAAUAUUAUUAUUUCUUUUGAUGUUUUGAUGUUUUUUUUUCUUAUAGUGGAAGUAAGUAGUCAUCAAAACUGUUACCAACACUAUAAAAUGUAUUUUGUGUUUUGCAAGAAAAAAAUAAGUCAUACAGGUUUGGAUAACAUUUUUGGGUGAAUUACUCAUUUUAAAUGUAUUUAUUUAUUUCGAUGUGCAAUACAAAGCAGCUGAGGUCUAAAAACAAAUAAUAGAGAAUUUCAUGGUUCUGGUUUGGGGUUUGUGUAUUUUCUUAGAAUUCUAGCACAAUGAAAUUGUAUUAAUUGCCUUAAUGUGUAUAAAUCAUUUAAAUUAGUAAAAAAAAAAAAAAGCUAUCAAAUUGAUGCACAUCUAACUCAAAGUCUGAAGAAAAAAAACAGCCUUGUCAUUCCUUUCAAAAAUCUUAAAAGUAUUACUGUCAAAUUUUGUUUUUACAUUAAUAUGUCAUCUAGUCACAAUUCCGCUUGCACAAACUACCUAGUUGUUGCAUAAAAUGGUCCUGUCCUUUCCGUGCGUGAUGGUGUGAGCCUUGUGUCACUGCAUGCAGAUUUAGAUUCAAAGUUUUGCACUGUGAACCCUGUUGCCCAGUAUAAAGUACAGUAGCUUUAUGGCUUUGUUACACUCUACUUGUGCUUAAAGCGCUGAAUGUUGCACUAUUUGUAAUUUUGUGAGUGAUUUGGCCAUUUAUGUUGUAGGCCUCGUGUGGUUCUGCUGUAUACUGAAGUAACAUUAUAAAGCAGUUGAUAUUG
Carassius auratus (goldfish) is the source of this 4551-nucleotide messenger RNA. RefSeq names its product sorting nexin 19b (gene snx19b). Gene Ontology annotation, molecular function: phosphatidylinositol binding. The record is from RefSeq and is a predicted model, not a curated record. Lineage: Eukaryota; Metazoa; Chordata; Actinopteri; Cypriniformes; Cyprinidae. Bases 152 to 3025 code for a protein of 957 amino acids. The transcript is spliced from 12 exons. Gene Ontology annotation, cellular component: intracellular membrane-bounded organelle.